ACGGUCUGUAAAUGACUACGGUGUAGUGCUCUCUGUUCCCACAUUUUGGUCAUUGGAGACCUACUGCAAAAUGGAAUUUUUUAGUCUUCCAAGGGAGAAAGAAGAAACCAGCCCUUGAUAACUCUUUUAUUUUCCAAUACUUCUUGAGGUGUGCCUACCCCAACAGACAAAGCACUUAUGUUGCAAAACAUCGUUUGAGAGUUUGGGGUUUAAUCUAUGCCUAUUGAUCCCCCUCUGUACUCCACACUGGUGAGGCCACACCUCGAAUACUGUGCUCACUUUUGGGCCCCUCAUUGUGAGAAAGACAUUGAGGUCCUGGAGCACAUCCACAGAAGAGCAACGAAACUGGUGAAGGGGUGGAGAACAAGUCAUGUGAGGAGCAGCUGAGGGAACUGGCGUUGUUUAUCCUGGAGAAGAGGAGGCUGAGGGGAGACCUCCUCACUGUCUACAACUACACAAAAGGAGCUUGCAGAGAGACCCUGAGCUGGACAUGAAUGGGAUGGCAUCAGACCACAACACUUCCUCCCAGGAAGAAGACCUCCCUCAUUACCUCCAGAAGGAAGAUCCCUUUGCCUCAAAGCUUUCCAGAGAAGCUGACAUCGUGGCUGGGUUUUAUCUGACAGUGAUUGGGAUUCUCUCAACCCUGGGAAAUGGAUACGUUAUUUAUAUGUCCUCAAAACGCAAAAAGAAGUUGAGACCUGCUGAGAUAAUGACUGUUAAUUUAGCAGUGUGUGAUCUAGGCAUUUCAGUUGUAGGAAAACCCUUUAGUAUAAUUUCCUUCUUUUCUCACCGCUGGAUCUUUGGAUGGAUGGGCUGCCGCUGGUAUGGAUGGGCUGGAUUCUUCUUUGGCUGUGGGAGCCUUAUUACCAUGACAGCUGUCAGCCUGGAUAGAUACCUAAAGAUCUGCCACUUGUCUUAUGGUACCUGGCUUAAGAGACAUCAUGCGUUUAUCUGUCUAGCAAUAAUCUGGGCCUAUGCAACAUUCUGGGCUACGGUGCCUUUUGCUGGUGUGGGGAGCUACGCCCCUGAACCGUUUGGGACCUCCUGCACUCUGGACUGGUGGUUGGCGCAGGCUUCGGUGGCUGGACAGGCUUUUGUUCUGAGUAUUCUUUUCUUCUGCCUCCUGUUCCCGACUGCGGUGAUUGUGUUUUCCUAUGUCAAAAUAAUUUUAAAAGUCAAGUCAUCCACCAAAGAGGUUGCUCACUAUGAUACCAGGAUUCAGAACAGCCACAUACUGGAGAUGAAGCUGACCAAGGUGGCAAUGUUGAUCUGCGCAGGGUUCCUCAUCGCCUGGAUCCCUUACGCUGUGGUCUCUGUCUGGUCAGCCUUCGGACAGCCGGAUUCUGUUCCCAUUCAGUUUUCAGUGGUACCAACUCUCCUUGCAAAAUCAGCAGCCAUGUACAACCCAAUCAUUUACCAGGUCAUUGAUUGUAAGUUUGCCUGUUGCCGGUCGCGUGGAAUGAAGACACUGCAGAAGGAGAGCUCUUCGAAGAAUUCAAGGAUGUAUUCCAUAUCUGCACAAAGAGACUCGACAGCAAUGAACGAAACCCAAAUGGAAGUCUGAAGGCUCAUUUUUGCACAAAGCAAAUGAAAACCUGAUGACAAAAAAUCGUACUAUCUCCAGUUCCUCUUUCUGUAAAUAAAUUAAAACAUGAUGACACUUCUAUUUCACUCCUUAAUCCUAUGUACAAUGUAUUUCUUUCCAUCCUGGCUGAAGUAGUGGGAUUAGAGCUGGGCAUAUAUUUUAUGUACUCAGAAGAAGAAGAAACAGAAAAGAUUCACAUCUAAUUUUUUUUUAUUCAGAGCCUUUAAAACACCUCUUUUUUUUUUUUUCAGUUGUAAAAGAAGUGAUAAUUUGGACGAUAUUGUCCUUCACAGAAAACAAAGUAUUCACAAAGGCCAGUCAUAGUUUGCUAAAGCUAUUCUCCUGAGAUUCCUGCUGCAGUCACUGGAGAACUGGAGCAUGAGAGAAAGGAUUCCUUAGAGGACAAAUCAGUCAGAAAUUCACUUAUCAGGGCUCUGAAUCACCCACUGGAGAAAAAUUAGCCCACUGAUUAUCCCUUGUGAAUGCCUCUCCAACUCAAGUGACUACAAGCUGUCUUAAAACCACUUUAAUAUUGAGAAAUAUUUUGAUUCUAGUCAAGGGAGGGUCAGAAGUGCUGCAUUCACACAGGUCAGUACUUACGAAUGAGAGGGGACAGGUCUCUUGCUCAAAUGCUAGUUUCAUUUCAAUAGUGUGGAAUUCUUAAUAACCUUGUAAUAAAAAAGCAGAACCUAAAUGAAGUCAGUUCACGUUUGCCAAUGUGAGCAAACCAAAAGUUUGCACACGUUUUUAUUAUACUCUGGCCAAAAUUAAGGUGAAAAGUCAUGGCAAUAAGCAGACAGGUUUGUCUUCUUGGAAAGUAACUUGACUUUUUUCACUUCGUAUGGUCCUCUCCACAAUUCUUUAUGUGAUCAUUAUUGAAUAUAACGUGACAAAUCCUUCCUCAAUCCUAAGCAUGAAACCAGGCUCAAAACUAGUGAAUUUGUGCAAAAGGUUACACAUGAGUCUUUCUCAAAUGCAGUUGUAUCCAGUCUUUAAACACUAAACUGUGGAAGAAUGAGGAUUAGGAACAAUUUAGGAAAACAACAGUCCUACUAGAAGAAAGCUUCAAGUUCCUAAUGUACACAAUGGAGAAACAAUGUGCCUUGAAAAGACCUGCAGAGUGAGGCAGCCAAAAUAGCUGUAUUGAAUCUGAGAUGUAAUUAUACCUUUUCUUUUUAUUUUUUUUUUAAUUAACCUUAAGGUAGAGGCAUGGCUACAGACCAAAAAUUAGCAGUUCAGUAUAAGCAGCUUUUUAACGCUUGAAAUAAUGAUUUUGAUGUUUGUGGGUCAUUUCUUUAGGAAGAACGUGAUACGAUAAAAAGUAAGUUACUUGCAAAUCACAGAGUCUCCCACACAGAUUUAUGCUGACCAUUCAUUAAAAAAUAAGAAAGUUAGGAGGGUUAAAGUUUCCUUCUGAAUUGUUCCUCUAAGGAAAGAAAGCGUUUAUGAAAGAGGUUCAUUGUUUUCCUGUUUAGCGUUUAAUGGUGCUUUUUAUCAUGCUGCUGUUCCUCGAUUGUGUUUAACACAUACUCCCUGCCACACCGAACUGAACUUCUUUGUAGCUGAUCUGUACUGAUGUUAAUCUUGUUUUAUACACAAUAUCAUGAAGGUUUAAAGUAAUCUGUUGUUUACUGGCAUAUCCCAACCGUCUCAUUCUGCAGACAAUGUUGUAGAAGUUGAAUUUUGUUGAAUUUCCUAAGCUGAGUAGAAGAAAGUAUUGUUUCCUCCUCUGCAAUAUUUUAGAUAAGGGGUUUUGAAUAAAUACUUGGAGAACGCACAGAGGUAGAAGGUGUUACCAUCUUACCUGUACAAUAUUUUUUGCUGUAUUUUCACCAAGAAGUUGGGUUCUUUCACCUCUAUAGACUGUUCAAUAUAAGUCAAGUUUAUUACUUGACUACAGCUGCAAAUUGUGCCCCAAAAUUGAUCCAGAGCAGAGGGCACCCAUUACAAUAUUUCCAGAUUUGGUUACGAAGCUGUCUGUUGAAAAUCUUCCCUCUGUUUUCCUGCAGCUUUUAUUCCUUUCUUCGUCCAGGCAAACCUCAGGUGAUGUCUGUAGAUGCUUAUCUUAACAAAGGUCUGCUCUUAGACAGACGUACUGUGGCCCUGUAAAAGUAGAUUAGUUGGAGGAAAACUGCUGGUAAGACUGAAGGAGUUACCAGAUUUCAGGGUAGAUCAUUUCACAAUUUGUACAUGAAUCCUUCCUAUGGUUUUAAUUGGGGAAGCUUUUCUCUUUACUUUUUAAUUUAAAAAGUAUGCACUCCCUUGGAAAUCGCUUCUGAGUCAUCCCAGAAAGACAUACACAUUUGUGGUAGGGCUGAAUUUUAUAUUCUUAAAGACUGUAAAAUAUAUUUGCAUUCCACUAGAGGGAACGUGCUAGGUAGAUGUGCUAUGUAAAUAGGUCAGAAAUUUAGUAAAGUCUAAAUAUGAAUUUCUGGAAUCAUGAUAAAUGUGUUUCUCAUGAUUUAUCUAAAGAUAUUAUUUUUUUAUUCAGUUCCAUAAUUACAUAUGUUUGAAGACACAAUUUUAUUGCUGCUGAAUAGUAGGAAAUUCUAAGACUAAUUUGAGCAGGAAGUUAGAGAGCUAUUUACAUUGAGCACGUGUUCAAAUGAAAGAUGUUUUCCUGAGUCAAGCAAGACAUUCAAGCAUGCAGUAUUGUGAUUCAAAUGCAGAAUCCUAACAUAAGAGGUCAUGGAUCUCAUCUGAUUCAAUGAUAAAAGAGAGCUGGAGCACCUUCUUUCUCUACCUGUGAACAUCAUGCAAUUAGUUUAUGCUCCAUUUGGGAUCGCAGCGGUGGAGGAACACAGGGCCUUAUUAUGGAUACAAAUUUUUACAAUCAAUUUUGAAUUGAAUCCGAAGCUGUAGCCUGAUGGUUCAAAAGGUAAUCAUUUGCUUUUGAUGUUCAGGACAGAGUUUUGUCACGUCCAUGUGUUGAGUCUGAUAAUUGAUUAUUAUAUAUAACUGAGACCUGUCGCCUUGGUCUAAGGUCAUCAAGAGAAAAGGAAUCUCUCAUUUACAUUCAAGAAAUCUUUUAAAUGUUCUGCAAGAUUCAAACACGUUGUUUUGUGACCUGAGCUUAAUCAAAGCACCAACAAAGUAAAACCAGUGUGAUGAAUAAGGAAUACGACUCUGAUGAGCAAAUUUCUUAUUGCAUUUUCAAUAUUUCAGCCUCUUUGUUAAAUUAAGAAAUUUCCCUCUUUUAUGUAUUAACAUUAAACUAAAUGUUUUUCAAUGAAAAUAGUGGCAUCAAGAAUAAUAGCUAUAGAUGAGAAUCUUUUAUUAUAUAUCCUAUGUGGACAUCCAGAUUGAGCUGCCAAGAAGAAGGCGUUAUCUGAAUUCACUGUCAGGGGCUUGAAGGAAAUAAUUGACACAAGUUAAGCCUUUGUUUAGAUAAUGAGCUGACCUGAAGAGUUGGAUUGUCCCACUGAGAUUAAGGCACUACUCUGUAUUUCAAGGUUAAGGCAGUGAAAUUAUGCAAACCAUGGAUGGUUUUUAGUUUGGUUAUUUUCAGCCAGAGGUGAGGAAUACCUAUAAACCAUCUUCUACAGACUCUGAAAUCUGUUGACAAUGUAGAGCUAUCAAUACUCAAAGAGACACAUGAAAUAGGGGAAUUAAGCAAACGUUUGUGGCAGAAUUUCAAAAUAUAAAGCACUAAAACUAGAAGUUAUUGUUAUGAGCUUUUGGGAUACAGUAGAGAAUGUUUGUUUGUGCAGGCGAAUGCAGCUGUAGCAAAAUUUAUUUCUACCCCUGCAAUAAUAAUGAAAAAAUCCCCAACCCAAUAAAUGGUUUGUUAAAAAUAUUUAUGACCUACAAUGCACGAUUGCAGCCAGUAGAAAACUUUUGGCUUUGUGACAUCCAAAGGGAAAGAGAAAAAUGAUGUGACUUUAUAUGAAGAGAGUACGGUUAACAAACUGACAGGUGAAAUGCUAGAGAAUUGGAUUUUUUGGUGGAACUUUUCUCUUGGAUGACUGUGUAUGGACAAUGUUGUUUGAAGGCGGUCCCAUCUCCAUUAUGCACAGUGAUCUUGGUCAUGAGAAUAAAUAUUAAUUACUCUUAAAUGACCAAGCACUUACUCGUUCUGCAAUUGUACAUUAUUCAUUUUAUGAUCCCGUUUCUACCGCCUUUUUUGCCUCCGGGGAACUCGCGGACAUACCAUCCUACAUCCCUUAGGAAAGCAGGUUUGACAUCUUUUUAGUUACAUUUCCCAGCUCAGGAUAUUCCCUGCCCUGGGUAGAAAACUCUUAAUAAAUGAUGUGCACCACAACACCUAUUUCUCUCCCUCUCCUCUCCCAAGGCAGAUGGAUGAUUGGUUCACUCCCUCUUAGAGCAUUGCAAUGAAGGAAAGAGGUCUUUAUUAUCAUCAUCAUCAACAUGUUUACGUAAGUUAUUGAGCUGUUGAACAAAAUCUUUUGAUUUUUCUUUUGAUUUAGUUAUAGGGAAGCUAAGAGGAGAAGAUGACAGGGUUAAGCUAAGGCAGCCCAGAAAAGGAAAGGUCUGAGAGUAAAUCAUAUCAGUCUAUAAGCAGCUUUAAGGCAAUUAUAAUGCAAAUUAAGAAAGGGAAUCAUUCAGUUUCAGAAGGUGAUAAAAAGAAAGCAAAGCUGGAAGGUAAGGCAGGAAAAGCUGAGAUGGGGCUUUCUUAACUAGUGGAAGAGUCAGGAUUUGGAACAGAUCUUAAGGGGAGAAUUUAGGACAUGAUUUAGCAGCAAAUCAAGAGCAGAUUACCCAAUCCAUUAUCAGAAAUUAUUUACAAAUGGAAACACUGUUAAAUGGCCAUUUUUAGUCCUGAUAUCUGAUUUUCUGAAUGAAGUCUUGAUUUAAAUGUUGGCAGUAUCUCACCUUAGGACCCAUCUGUGUUUCUGAGGGAGCAAUGCUGACCUUCCCGUGUGGACAGCUAGAUUGUAGACACACUGAAACCAGCUUCAAAAGACCUGUCACACGGUAAAGCUCACUUUUAAUGAAUUUGUUUCAAAAUCCAUAGUUGGUGCAAUGCUGUGGCAUGUUUAGAUGCCAAGUCAAACUUUGUUAUGAAAGAAGUAUCUUUGUUUUCUCAUUUGUUAGAUGAGCUUUUCAGAGGUAGCAUUUUGCAACACCUGGGAGUUCAAGAUUAGAUGAAGUGCUGUGAUUUCUGCCAUAUACAAUUUCUUAGAAUAAAAUAUUUACAGUUAUGCUACUGAGCUUUGGAGAAUAUGAUAAUAAAUCAGGAAUCUCAAAGCGAUUAAAUUAAAAUAUAACAAAUAACCACAAGGAAAUUACAUGAGAAAAUUACCUUUAGAAAAAUAUAUGUUGGUAGAUCUACCUUUUCAUUCUUAGGAAUUAAAUUUCUAAUAGGGAUAAAUUUACAAAGACAUCAAUAGACUUUUAGUGAUACUGAUGCAAUAUAACUGGAAUUUAGUUGUCAUUGAAAGCUGAGGUAUGAUCAUUGAAUAGAAAGAUAUACCUACUGCUAAAGGUCUGUCUUAUUAAGAAAUUACUUCAAGUGUCCCUUCUAGUGUGUGUUAUAUAUUUUGUCUCAUUUUGUUGGCAGUAGAAUUGUAUUCACAUUUGAUGCUGUGAUAGUGAUCUAUGCUUAGUAUUGUCGAGCAGGAUAAGACAGGCACUUAGUAGCCAGUUUUAUUCCUUUCUUUAGGAGAUCAGAUUCCUUCCUGCUGAGAAUAGGUGCACACGUCCUCAGAAGUCCACGCUCUGCAUCUAUUUCCAGUUUCUUCUGUAAAAAAGGUCUCAGGUUUCCUAUUUGUCUCCCAUGUUUGCCACUACAGCAGCACUGCCGGCCUUGGACAUCAUUUAUAAUGCCUGAAGCAGAGGGUUUGGGUCCUUAAGGCAAAGGGAAAGUAGGCAGGGGCCGGAUUGCUCUCUCGCUUACACAAACCGGGAGCAACUCCACUGAGAUCAGGCAACUGGCUGUGCUCUGAAAUUGUGUUACAAAUAAAAGGAGAAAGCAUGCCAGACUCAGGAAAAGUCAGAUUUAUUGACCAUUUUCCGGGGUUAGUUCUCCAGCUCUGACUUACAUAACGAGACCUGGAGCUAGGAGGAUCCCUCUUGCUGAGAGGAGGUACCAACUGCUGUGAGGAUUUAACUUGGCCAGAAGCGUAAAGGCGAGGAAGUCUGAAGACUACUUUGUUCCUGUCGCUGGGUUGUAUCAGAUUUUUCCAUGUUCUGCUUCAUUUUGUGGUUUUUAAAAUGCAUUUAACCUCCCCAGUUGCCUCCUGGGCUGCACAGCUGAAGUGUCAGUGGCAGCAAGUUGGUGCCGCAAGCAACAUUCAAAGCUGUAAAGAGCUACAAGAAAUUAAUACAGAACUUCCUAGAAUUCUUAUUACUGCAUUUUUUUUCGGUAUACUGGAGCUCAAAGUAUCACAGAAGAUCUGAGUGUGGUUAUUAAUGUACCUCAGAGGUCAGAGCAGUGGGAGAAUUCAUAAACUGCCACAGUCUUGUAACUCACAGUAGGAAAUUUGGUUGUUAGCAUCCAUAAAUGUUCCCAACGCAUUGUGUGUCAGUGCAAUGUCCUGGAACUGCAAUCAGCAAUGGGAGAGAAAAUUUAUGGAGUGAAUCUGUAAAUAACUGUGUAAGUUUUCAAGCAGCGUUGCUGAGUUAAUAUUUGUUAAUAUAUAACACUGUGUUAUGAAGCAGUAAAAAACCAAACCUACUGGCUGCACUUAACACCAGGGGACACUUUGCUGUCACUUUAUUGGAGCAACAAACCGGUUAUUUUCAUUUUUCUCUGCCCUUUUUCAUUCCUCUGAACACACAAACAGACUGAUGGCAUCACGAGCAGACUUUA
This is a messenger RNA of Cuculus canorus (common cuckoo), 8357 nucleotides long. It is a transcript of the gene OPN5, whose product is annotated as opsin 5. NCBI's taxonomy places the organism in Eukaryota, Metazoa, Chordata, Aves, Cuculiformes, Cuculidae. Gene Ontology annotation, cellular component: membrane. The transcript has 7 exons. The record is from RefSeq and is a predicted model, not a curated record. Gene Ontology annotation, biological process: visual perception; G protein-coupled receptor signaling pathway. Gene Ontology annotation, molecular function: G protein-coupled receptor activity. Bases 491 to 1564 code for a protein of 357 amino acids.